AUGAGAAUGAAGGUACUUAUGAAAAUCUAUAAAGUUUCGGAAACAAUUGAUCCUGGUACAUUGGACCCAGACAAAAACAAUGUCGCCAUUGGAUUACUACCAGAAUGUCUUGUUCUACAAUUGCCAUUACCUAUUUCAGUGUUGAUUAACGUCUCGGCUAAUGCAAAAUUUACCACUGGAAAGGGGCUGACUCAAGGUGAUCCUCUCUCCCCGUUUCUCUUUCUGAUAGUUUCAGAAGCUUUAAACCUCUCGUUGCAAACAGGUAAUGAGCAAGGUUACUUAGGAGGUUUCUCGAUGAGCCAAAAUGGUGUACACAUAAGUCACUUACAGUUCGCGGAUGAUACGUUGGUGUUCCUGGACGACUCCAUUGAACAAAUGAACUUCUUGAGGUUUUAUAUGCUUGGAUUUGAAAUGCUCUCAGGUUUGCAUAUAAAAUUUCAAAGUGCAGCAUUUUUGGUGUGGCGGGAAGUGAAUUUGGCUCCAAUGGCGAGGAUGUUAGGGUCAAUCCAGAGGUUUUGCCUUCUUCGUACCUUGGUCUCCCACUGGGAGACUCCUUAUUGGGCGCUCAGAAGUGGGAAAGUAUCAUUGACAGAAUCUCUACCCUCUUGGAAACGUUCAAGCCUCUCUAAGGCGGGUAAAUUAACGUUAAUCAAAAGUGUUCUGUUAAGUAUCCCUAUACACAUGCUUUCUCUCUUUAUAGCUCCUCCAAAAGUUGUUAAAGCAAUUGAAAAGGUCAUAAGAGAUUUUUUAUGGGACGCCGCAGACACCAAGAAAGGUUAUCAUUAUGUCAAAUGGAAGACAUGUUGCUUACCGCUUAAAGCAGGGGGCUAG
Messenger RNA from Papaver somniferum (opium poppy), 831 nucleotides. RefSeq lists its product as uncharacterized. The transcript is spliced from 2 exons. The record is from RefSeq and is a predicted model, not a curated record. NCBI's taxonomy places the organism in Eukaryota, Viridiplantae, Streptophyta, Magnoliopsida, Ranunculales, Papaveraceae. Bases 1 to 831 code for a protein of 276 amino acids.